CCUUAACAUAUCAUUAGCAUACUAUGCUUUGAUUGGUGGUGGACACUUAGCAUAUUUGGCUUUUAUUAUAUUGGAGAAGCUGAUUUUCCCUUUUGCUCAUUUUGACCUCCCUCUUUUAUAAUAAAGGUUUUCUCAGGGAUCAGGCUUGGGUGUCCGCCCGCCUGAGAGCAGCGAGGCUGAGCAGCCGACCGGAAGCUGGGAGUGCUGGUGGGCUUUCUGUCUGUCUUGUAGCUGCUCUGCUGGGCUAGUGCCUGGAGCCCAGGAUGGCAGUGCCUCUGGGUCUUUCCCCCUGAGCAGGUCGCUCCCUGCUGCGUACUCAGCCUCCUCCUGAGGGAAACGGCACGGCAGGUGCCUGCAGCCGAGGAGAAAGUGGCUGGGAGGGCCUCUGCACUCAAAAUGGAUAUGUUACUCAGUCCACCUCGAUCCCUCCGUCCCUCCCAGCAGCCCCGUGUGACCAUGCAGGGUGGUCCCAGGACAGAGAUCAGCCCCAGACAGUAAAGGCAUCCGUAGCCACCGCCACCGUUCAGUGCACACUGCCAUCACCUCUGACCUGGAAUCCUGACACAACCACUUACCUCUUGUCCCCUCCUGUCCCUUCUGUCCCCACGAAGGAGUGAGGUAGCUCUUUCAUGUCCCUCUUUACCUCUGAAGCCUCUCCUAAGUAGCCUCCCCCACCCCCUGCACCUCUGUGGGGCCACCCCCCUCUGUCAGUCCUGGUGCCUCACCUGGCCUCUCUGUGAAAACACAGCCCCCAGCCCCCUCCUCCUGAGAGUCCUCCAGGCCAGGGCACCUGCCACACCACCGGAGACGGCCGGCUCUGCCUGGGCCUAGGUGAGGUCUGCACCUCCAUGUGGGCACUGGUGCUCUGCGCGUGAGCCUGGCCCCUGUGCCGAGUGCCGAGCUGAACAGAGCCAGGAGGUCGUUGCUACUUGCCCCCCUGGAGUUCUGCUCUGGGAGCUGACUGCAGGGGAAGGGCCUGCUGAGCCCGUCAAGGCUGCCACCAGGCCAGCGAGCUCCGGCUCCGUCAGCAGAGAACACCGCUGCUCUUGGACCUGCAAGGCACACGGGAGGCUGCCUCCUGGGAUUCAGGGUGCGGAGACGCCCCACACUACCCUGUCGGGCCUCAGUGUGGGCGGCCUUUCCCAGAGAAGGGACUGCUUGGCAGGCUGCCUUCCCUGUAACUACUUGAAAGCCUAUUUCCGUAAUGGCCAUAAUGGGGCCUGACUAGGGAGCCAGGGCCUUCCUGCGGCCAGGUCCCUGGCGAGGGAAGAUGUGAGUGGUGAUGUGGAGGCUCAGUCUGCAGCGUCCGCUGAGCACGUGCCAGGCACCGAUCCUCAUCUGCCCUUGGAGGAGGGGUUACAAUCUCCAUUGGGGAAAUGGAAAUGGCAGCUCUCUAAGUGCCUGUUCAAGGCCACACCAGGCAGCGUGAGUUCAAACUCAGGACUCCUCAGGCCCCUGGGCCCUGCUGCGCCCUGGCACCAGGAGAAAUAACUGGUGCCCCUACCAGAAGUCCAGGCUGGUCACCUUCGUAGCUGCUUGCAAAACGGAGAAAUUCCUCAUUCACUCACAGCAGCCAUGCCUGCAGGGAGCUUCGGACUGCCAGAGAGUCAAAGUCAUGUACCGCAUAGCCCACAAGCCGGUGUACCAGGUCAAACAGAAGGUGCUGGCCUCCGUGGUCUGGAGGUGCUGCCCGGGCUUUGCUGGCUCUGACUGCCAGCACCAUGAUCCCGCUGCGACCCCUGAGCCCGCAGAUCCGGGUGACGACUUCCAGGAGCACUGGGCCGGGCCGGCUGACGUGGAACCUGUCUCGGUGCCCUAUGGUCUGCCCGGGCAGUCAGCCCUCAGUGCGUCUUUCUCACGUGUCCUCCAACCACCAGCUGCAGAGACCAGCAACAUCAGGGUGCGGCAGGAACGCCUGCUGAGAGGUCUCCAGAAUGACAUCCACCACCCGGCAGACAGCCUCCCAGGCCCGGGGACGGCCCCGGCAAGCAACCUCACAGCCGCAGUGACUGAGGCACAUGAGGAGUCGCUUGAGUUUCCCGGCAAGUCCUUGGAGCAGGUGCUGCCUUUCAGCCCCGUUUGGAGCGGCUUUAACCAGAGCCUGCACAGCCUCUUGGAGGCCGUCAGAAACCUCUCUCUUGAUGUGGAGGCCAACCGACAGGCCAUCGGCAUGGUCCGGGACAGCGCUGUGCCCAGGGCUGACUUCCAGGAGCUUGGAGCCAAGUUCGAGACCAAGGUCCAGGAGAACAGCCAGAGAGUGGGCCAGCUGCAGCAGGACGUGGAGGACCGCCUGCACGCCCAGCAGCUCUCCCUGCAGCAUUCGCUUUCCGAGGUCCAGGUGGACGUGGACACCAAGUUGAAGAGGCUCCUUAAGGCCCAGGAGCACCUGUCCAAUAGCAGCCUGGCGGCAGCCGCGGCUGGAGCAGGAGCCCGGCCUGAGCCGGAGAGCCUGCAGGCCCGGCUGAGCCAGCUGCAGAGGAACCUCUCGGCGCUGCACCUGGACACCAGCCACAGGGAAGAGGCGCUGCAGGGCACCCUGGCGGACAUGCAGGCGACCCUCGACCGGCACGUGGAAGAGAUCAAGGAGUUGUAUUCCGAAUCGGACGAGACCUUCGAUCAGAUCAGCGCGGUGGAGCAGCAGGUGGAGAAGCUGCAGGGAACCCAGCAGGAGCUGCGGGAGCUGCGCGUGGCCCUGAUGGAGAAGUCGCUCAUCGUGGAGGAGAACAAGGUGGACACGGACCGGCAGCUCCUGGAGCUCAACCUCACCCUCCAGCACCUGCAGGGCGGCCUCGCCGACCUCAUCAAGUACGUCACCGACUGCAACUGCCAGAAGCCCCCCGUGGGCCCGGACGGUACCCAGGAGGGCCCGGGGAACACCAUGCGCGACCCGGAGGGCGCCCACGGGAGCCUGGACCUGCGGCGCCCGGGGGAUGGCUCCUCUCUGCGGGCCCUGGAGCACGCCGUGGCGGCCGUGUCGCGGGGGCUGGAGGAACAGCGGGUGGAGGCCCAGCAGGCGGGCGCCGACCGGGCGAGGCUCCGGACGCAGCUGCGGGCGCUGAGCGGCCAGGCGGCCACGCUGCAGGCCGCGGAGGGCGAGCUGCGCCGGGCGGCGGGCGAGCUGCGCGCCUCCUUCGCGGCGCUGCUGGCGGACGCGCUGCGGCACGAGGCCCUGCUGGCCGCGCUCUUCGGGGAGGACGUGGUGGCCGAGGAGGCGCUGGGCCCGCUGGCCCUGAGCUACGAGCAGAUCCGCGUCGGCCUGCAGGACGCGGCCCUGGGGCUGCACGAGCAGGCGCGCGGCUGGGCCGGGCUGGCCGCCAGGGUGACGGCCCUGGAGCAGGCGGGGGCGGCCGGGGGCGAGGUGGCGGGGCCGGCCCGGGAGCUGCAGCGGCUGGGCGCCGACGUGCAGCGGCUGGGCCAGUGCUGCGCGGCCGGGGCCUCGGGCGCCGCCGCCCUCAACAGCUCCCUGCAGGGCCUGCACGGGGCCAUCUCCGCCGCCCAGCUCGGCCUGCAGCGGCACCAGCAGCUCUUCCACAGCCUCUUUGCGAACUUCCAAGGGCUCGUGGCAGCCAACGUCAGCCUAGACCUGGGGAAGCUGCAGGCCAUGCUGGGCAGGAAAGAGAGGAAGGAGCAGAAGGCCCUCGACGCUUCCCGGAGGAGGGACAAGAAGCAAGUGAGACCUUUGGCCGAUGCCGACGUCCACGGGCCGGUGCCACGAGCCCUGGGAGCCGAGCCUCAGGAGGCAGGCUCCCCCGUGGCCUUCUAUGCCGGCUUUUCAGGAGGGAUGGCUGCCCCGCAGACAGUGAAGUUCGACACUGCUCACAUCAACGUUGGCAACAGCUACUUCGCUGAAGAUGGCUACUUCCGAGCCCCUGAGCGCGGGGUCUACCUCUUUGCAGUGAGCAUUGAAUUUGGCCCAGGGCCAGGCGCUGGGCAGCUGGUAUGUGGAGGUCACCAUCGGACCCCCAUCGGUGCCGCUGAGGAGCAGCGGGGUGGAGGCGCGGCCACGGCCUUCGCUCUGGCCGAGCUGCAGAAGGGCGAGCGCGUGUGGGUGGAGGUGACCCAGGGCUCCGUGCGGCAGGGAAGCCCGCCUGGCACCGCCUUCGGGGGCUUCCUGCUGUUCAGGACCUGAGCCCGGGCACAGCCGACCCUGCGCCGGGACGUGCCCAGCUCUCCUUGCCCUGGGCUCUGACCAGGUGGCCGGGAGACCAUCCAGGUUGGUCUAGCUCUUCCCUGGAAACCCGCAAAGACAAUGGCCUCCCUCUGGAAGCUGCUCCUGGGCCGGCCCGGGCUGGGCGGGAAGCUGGGCCUGGUGGGCCUCCGUCCGAGGCAGCGAGGCUCGACUCCAGCUCUUGGCCGCUCGUCUUCUCCAGUGUCUGCUGUUUUGCUCCUUGUGGUUGAAAACCUCUGUACAACACUAACCUUUCUCCGGCUUCCUCAUGUUUCUAGUCCCUGCUAGAAAAGCAUUCUUUCCCAGAGAGAAUUUGGGAACUAGAAUAGAGGUGGCAUUUUGGACAAUCCGGGAAACCAGGCUCCAGUCACUGCCGGCAGGAGAAGACCAGCCGGUGAGGUCUGUCAGUCAGAAAUGAAAACUGGCUGAGUAUUAGGCGAAGGAAACACAAUUAGUAUCUUUUCCGUAGUCUCAGUCCUUCCUCGAAUGUACCUGUAACUUUAACUUCACCCCCUUUUCUCCUGCCGCACAUGGACAAAGGCCACGUGCGAACUGCGAGCUAACAUGUGUGCAGCUUUCACCCUUUCAUGCGCUCCCACGCCUGACCACCCUCAUUCUGAUUAGCAUCUCUAUCAGGAAGGGAGCUGAGGGAUGAGGAGGGAAGACGACUAAAAGUCUCCCUCAAUUUCAUCAUCUUUGGAAUCAAGCAGCAAGCUCUGCCCGGUGGGAAGGAUGUGGCGGGUGGAAAUGUGGGGCAAAAUAAAACGGUUUGCGGUAA
Messenger RNA from Myotis myotis, 4946 nucleotides. RefSeq names its product multimerin 2 (gene MMRN2). NCBI's taxonomy places the organism in Eukaryota, Metazoa, Chordata, Mammalia, Chiroptera, Vespertilionidae. The transcript has 7 exons. Gene Ontology annotation, molecular function: protein binding. The record is from RefSeq and is a predicted model, not a curated record. Bases 1616 to 4129 code for a protein of 837 amino acids. Gene Ontology annotation, biological process: negative regulation of cell migration involved in sprouting angiogenesis; negative regulation of vascular endothelial growth factor receptor signaling pathway.